Molecule: messenger RNA, 262 nt
Organism: Racocetra fulgida
Lineage: Eukaryota; Fungi; Glomeromycota; Glomeromycetes; Diversisporales; Gigasporaceae
Source: the annotation of a GenBank genome assembly
AUUAUUCAGGAAUUAGCAAAGAUGAAUUAGAUUGGAUUUUAGGAGACAAAUCGAUUAAUGAACAGACUAAUCAUUCGAUUGUUUGUUCUGAUGAUAAUUUCGACAAUUAUCAAUCAUAUUCCAGUGAAUAUGUCGCAAAUACUGACGAAGUUCAUGAUGUUCCUCAAAGUGAAAAUGAUAUGUUAUUACCAAAGGGUCAAUCAUCAAGGUCACAUAGAUUACAAAAGAUUCCUUGGAAAUUAUUACUUUCUCGUCGUGAAGU